Molecule: messenger RNA, 555 nt
Organism: Striga asiatica
Lineage: Eukaryota; Viridiplantae; Streptophyta; Magnoliopsida; Lamiales; Orobanchaceae
Source: the annotation of a GenBank genome assembly
AUGAAACGGGUGAGGGGAGACUGCUGUGAGUCACACUUACAGCAGUCCCAGCUGUUACACUACAACUCUUGGAUUAAAAUACAUCCAAGGUUCACUCUCUGUCUUCCCCUCCGCCGGCCAUUUGGCCUCCACACCACAGAUCCCCUCCCUUACUUUUCUCAACCUCUCGCCAUGGCACACCGCCCCCGCCGCCACAAACCAGAGUUCGCGAAGCUAUCGUUCGAAUUUCAUCCGACACCCAAUCGCGCCGGAGUUAGGGUUGUAAAAUGCAAGGCCGCCGAUGUGUCGCCGCCUUCAUCGUCUUCUUAUUCGGCGCCGGCGCCGGUGGAUAAAGGAAAGAGCUGGGUGCCGGUGGUUCCCCUGGCGGCGCUGCCGAAGGGGGAGCGGCGCGUGAUCAUACAGGACGGUGAGACGGUGUUGCUGUUGUGGUAUAAAGACGACGUUUUCGCCAUAGAGAACAGAUCUCCAGCUGAGGGCGCCUAUUCUGACGGCUUGCUCAAUGCGAAGCUCACUCAGGUGUGUGUGUGUGUGUGCGCGUGUUUAUAUGAUUUCUAA